Phlebotomus papatasi is the source of this 6286-nucleotide messenger RNA. Its product is annotated as myosin-10. NCBI's taxonomy places the organism in Eukaryota, Metazoa, Arthropoda, Insecta, Diptera, Psychodidae. The record is from RefSeq and is a predicted model, not a curated record. The coding region runs from base 804 to 6248 and encodes 1814 amino acids. Gene Ontology annotation, biological process: regulation of autophagy. The transcript is spliced from 9 exons.
UACAUUUUUAACAAAGUAAAUUGCAAGAACUGUGAACCUCUGCCCAAGAUAUUCGGUUAAAAAUCCAAUUUGGCGAAUCUUCAAGUGAGCCAGCUAGCCUGAGCUCACAGAUUUAAUUCUCAUCAGUUGAUCGUCUCAAUUCCACCGCGACGGUGCUCGAAAGCGCGCAAAAUCCCGGGGAGAUCUUUUAUACUCGGUGCGUCCCAAUUAAGAUCACUCUGUGUGAAUUCUAAUUCAACUUAAUAGCAGGCAAAAAAACGUAAUUUAGGUAAAUUUCUAAACGUGAAUUGAAAAGUGCAGGAGAUUAUUUUGUGCAGGAAGAAAAUUUUAGAAUUUUCGCUCAAUACAAUGGAUCAAGAUUCUGGGCGAAAAAAAAUUCAAUGAUCACUUUUUUCACACAAUUCUACUGAAGAGAAAAGUGAGAAACCAGUGAAAAUAUGUAGCUAUUUUUAAAUAAAUGUAGUGUCCAUAUCAGUUGUAUGUUUUUCUAUGUCGUGUGGAUAUAAAAAAGUGAAUCUCAAUCUUACGCAAUCGCCAUAGUUCUUUAAAUUGCGAAGAAAGAAAAGAAGAAGAAAAAGAGUGGAUGUAUUUGUGAGAAAAAAAGGAGCUAUUGGAUAUUGGAAGAUCAUCAAGGACAGAGGUGAUCAGGAAUACGCACAAGUCAUCGAGCUCUGGUCACAUAUUUCAUCCCAACGUUGUCCCAAUUCCCUUGAGACGUGUACAUUUACACUCCUCUCCUAGUGAAAUGGUUUGAUGACUAGUUAGAGAGACGAGGCAGUCAAAAGAUCUCUUUCCAGGACACAAUGCAUCAUCUCUACCCCAUUUCCAAGGGUGACCAACUCUGUCCACUAGGAUUUCAUCCUCAAGUCCGAUGGCCAACACGGUGUAAAAGAUGUUUCCGGGACUACAAGGAGCAUGGGGGCAAGAGGAAUCCCGAGGAUAUUAUUGCAUCCUCACCAAAUCUCUCGGAUUCCAGCUCAAAGCCACCAGCUCGAAUCUGGACAUCGAGUCAGAAUCUAUCUACGAUCCCAAGUCCAGAAUCUGUUUCAAAUCACCCAACAAUUCGAAGAAGACCUGCUUCGUGGACUUCCACUCCAGAUUUGGCAGAUGAUGAGGUGCUAGGGAAUGAAGCGAAAGUCGAUGUCGUGGUGCAUCUGCCCAGGAGACGCCAUACCACAGAAAUUGUCGAGGAUACAACUGAUGAGACAGUAACCAUUAAACGACCUCCACUUCCGCCCUCAGCCACAAAAACUGCCUCAGAUAUUCCAGAUGAUCUCGUCAUACAGAAGAGUGAUUCCCUUGCUGAGCGCUAUCGCAAGAUGCAGGCUCUCAAGCAGCGUCAGAACAGCAGGGAAUCCAGUCGCGAGAGAUCAUUGCCCAGGAAGAUGGAGGAGAAGGAAAAAUCACCUUCACCGGCUCUUCCUGCUAAAAAAGACAUCGAACAACCCAAAAAACCUCCGGAAAAGCCCAAGGAACCAGUUCCUGAAAGGCGUGUCCGACAGAGAAGUAUAGAACCUGUGGAGGAAGCUCCACCUGAGAGACGCGUAAGAGUUAGAAAUACAGAAAACACAGCCAAUGCUGAAGCAUCGGCUAAGAAGCCCCCAGUGGCAAAAACUCCCGUCAAAACUCCUCCUAAGCCCGAAAAGAUUGAACCUGCAAAGCCAGAUCCUAAAAUAACCCAACAAGACAUCCAAUUCCUCAUCCAUGUCAAGAACAAUACUACUCCACCGAAGCAGGAGGAUACCUUCUCAACAUCCACAGAUACAACAGACACAACUCUCGUGGGAGUGUCUGAGAAGGGAGAUCGGAAUCUCCUGGAGCAAAUUGAUAAUUUAAAGAAGGAGCUGGAAACCACAAAGACUCGCUGUGAACGUGCUGAGAGGGAUAAGAGUGACAUCCUGCUACGAAGACUUGCCUCAAUUGACACAGUUCCCAAUCGAACAGCCGCAUCUGAAGCCCUGAAGCUUCAGCAGAAAGUCAAUGAGCUGAAGCAACAGGUGGAGGAUCUGCGAGAUGACAAACGCAGCCUUUCGCUGAAAGUCAAGGAGCUGGAAGCAGAUCUCGAUGCUCGACCGUCGAAGAGCAUCGAGCACGAACUUAAGAUCAAGCUGAAACAGGCAGAAGCACUCUGUGAAUCCCUAAUGGAUGAGAAUGAAGACAUCAAGAAGGAAUUGAAGAAUAUGGAGCAGGAAAUUGAUGAGAUGCAGGAUAAUUUCCGCGAGGAGCAGGCCGAUGAGUAUUCAACGGUGAAGAAGGAACUGGAACAAACCACCAAAAACUGCCGCAUUUUGUCGUUCAAGCUGAAGAAGUCUGAGAGGAAGAUUGAGCAGCUCGAACAGGAAAAACAGGCUCUUCAGCUGACUGGAGAUCUUCCAAUGAAGAUACGGCAGUUGGAAGAGGAGCUCAAACUAGCCAAAGAUGUAGCCAAACGGCUUCAGAGUGAAGCAGAUACGAAGAAAAAGACUCCCAGUUUGGGAAAAAUAGGAAAAUCCACAUCAGCCGAUGGGAAAAUCACCAGGGAAUCACUCACAAGAGGUGGCUCCCAGGAAGAUCCCAAUCAAUUGCAGAGGGAUCUUCAGGAUUCCAUGGAGAGAGAAGCUGAUCUCAGGGAGCAGCUGAAAUUUGCAGAAGAGGAGGCUGAGAGCUUCAGGAAAAAAGCUUCCCGGAUUGAGGAUGAAAAUGAAUCUCUAAUGAUGCAACUGAAGAAGAUGGCAUCCAAAGCUCGAGGAACAAAACUCGGAGCAUCCUCGAGAAUUCGUUCAGUUGAAAAGGACGAAGGCAUUUCCGACGAAGAAGAUCCUGCAGAACUUCGUGUUCUGUUGGAACUCAAUGAGCAGGAGGCUUCUGUGUUGAGGAGAAAGGUGGAAGAACUAGAAACGGGCAAUGACAAGAAAGACAAGCAGAUCAAGGAACUGGAAGAUCGUCUUCAGACUGCUACAAAAGCCCAGAAAAAUGAGGUGACGGAAAAACCAAAGCUCCCAACAAUUUUGUCCAAGACUCCAGCUGGAAUAAAUGCAGCCAAUGAGAAGAAGAUCAAGAGUCUGGAGGAGGAAUUGACCACAACGAAGAAGAAACUCCAGGAGAAAACCAAAGAAGUCCAACAACUCCAAGACACAAAAUCCAGCAGGGAAUCCCUCUCUGGUGACCAGAGUGUCAAUCUCAAGAGACAGCUGCAAACUGUGGAGUCAGAAGCUGCUGUCCUGAGGACAAAACUGCAGACUGUUGAGCAAGAGAAUGACAAGAUCUUGGCUGAGAACAAGAAGCUCCAACUUCAGGUGGCCAGAGGAGCUCGAAAGGACUCUGCACCAUCACUGAAUGCAGUAAAUUCCACAGGGAAUGGAGAGGAACUCAAGAAACUGGAACAGGAACGCGAUGAGCUCAGCAAGAAGUUGAAAGAAGUACUGGAAACAACUGCUGACAAUCUUCCAACCAGAGUUGCCAAGAAAUACUCAGAAACCCUAACAAAAUUCCAGUUAAAGACAAUGAUUGAAGAUCUGGAAAAGGAAGUCAUCCAGUAUCGGGUGAUUGCUGCAAAAUGCGGAGCUGAAACACUGGACAAAUUGGAGACGGAAAAUACCAAACUAUCCGGUCAAUUGAAGGAGUCACAGGAUAAACUGAAGACAGCGAAUUCAGAGAUCAAAACUUUGAAGACAAAGGCAACAACUUCCGCCAAGAAUGGGGAUCUAGAAGCUAAAGUUAAGACCGCAGAGAAGGAGACUAAGAAUCUACUGGAUAAAGUGGCAGAUCUGGAAGACAAGUACUCCAAGCAGGAGGGUCAAAUGAAGCAACUACAGGCUUCAAAUAAACUCCUGGAGAAUCAGAUAUCACUGGGGAAGGAUGAGGCCAAGAAAUUGCAGGAAGAACUGGAGAAGGAGAAGCGUGAGAAAAAUCGUUGGGAAACCAAAGUGGCAGAUUUGGAUUCAGAUCUCCAGGCAGCCCGGAAGAAUACCGAGAAAGUCAAGGCGAAUCUGGAAAAGGAGAUUUCUAGUCUCAAAACAAAAUCCUCCAGUUCGGAAGCUCCAUCGAAACUCGUAACUCAGCUGAAGGAGAAGAUUUCAGAGUUAGAGGCGACAGUGACGAAGGAUGGAGAGAAAUACAAGGAUCUGACGGGGAAGUAUGAACUUCUGGAGGAAGAGCAUGUUCUGAUCAAAGCCCAGUUGACAAGUGAGAAGGAGAAGGCCCAGAACGAAGUGGCUAGUUUGAAGAAGAAACUCUCCGAGGCAAAAGACAGAGAUUCCAGAAAUAAAUCAGAGACUGAGACACUGACAAAGAGAUUGUCAGAGGCCAAGGAGAAGAUUGCCGAUCUCGAGAGCAGAAAUGUCAAGAUGAGUGCCAUUGAACUGGAGAGGAAUCGCCUCAAGUCCAGCCUCGAGGAGACAGAGAGGCUCUUUGAGAAGCUGAAGAAGGAGAAUGAGAUGAAUGCUGACCAGGUGAUGCAACUGAAGAGGGAAAAUGACGAAGCCAGGAAGAAACUGGAUGACUUUGAGCGUGUGCACAAAGUCGAGAGAUCCCUAACAGACCAGAAUGUCCUGCUAGAGCAGGAAAUCAAGAAACUCCGCCUGAAAGUCGACACAACAGAAACUGCCAUGAAGUCAGAAGUGGCAUCCACGAGGCUCCGCUACGAGCAGCAGGUGACAAAUCUCCAAUCUGAACUCUCUUCAAUGCACAACCAAUGCGAACGCUUCAAAAGGGAUCGAGAUACUUUCAAACAGCUCCUGGAGGGUGCUCAAAAGACCAUUCACGAUCUUAAGCACUCUAGUGGACGUCAGAGCAGGGCUAGUGUCCACAGUAGCGGAGACGAGGAUGACAAAUCCAAAAUCGUGGCUCUGGAGCAACAAGUUGGUUGCCUGGAGGAUGAACUCAGCGAAUCUCGGUUGGAGUGUAGUAAACUCAAGACCGAACUCAUCUCUGAGAAAACCAAUUCCGAGAUUAAGAUCUCAGAGAUGCAAUCCCAGCUCAAUGAGUACGAAGAGGAAAAAGUCCUGGCAAGUGGACGGACAAAGAUUCCAGGCACAAAAACUCGACUGGAAUUGUCAUGGCAGAAGGAACGUGAGGAACUUCAGAGACUCCUGUCCGAGACCUCAACUCUGGCCAGAGAUCUCCGUCAGACGCUGUUCGAAGUGGAACGAGAACGAGACAAGGAGCGCCUGGAGAUGCGCCGGAAGCUGGAUCAGCUGAAGCGAAACACAGAGGAUGAGAUGGAGGAUGGAAGGAAGAAAAUCUCCGAAUUGCAGUGUGAUCUGCUGGAACUGAGGGAUGCUCAUGCAAAACUCCGAACAGCCAAUGAGAAACUCCGGCGGGAAAGGGAUCGGUAUGAGAGAGAACGCGAGAAUACCUCAAAGAGGAGAAUGGAGCAAGAUGGUGAGAAGAAAGUUGGAGCCCUGCUUCAGACAGUGGAUGAAUUGGUUAAGAUUGCUCCAGAUCUCCAGAUUGUCAGCUCAAAUUCCCAUCCACCAGCAAAUUCCACCCAUUUGGCGCCAACGCCACUUCCCAGACGCAGCAAAAGCCGAAGUCCAUCCCCUGGGCCCUCACCAAUCCAGAUCUCCUCAGUUCUGGCGCGUUUGGCCGAAGCUUCGGAAGAACUGAGAAGAUACCAGAGACUCUGUGAGGAUGACCGGGAGAGAGAUCGUAUUCGACGCGGAGGAAUGAGAAGAGCAGCAUCUACAGAACAUGAUGAAUCCUCAAGUAGACACUCAAGACUCUCGAGAUCUUCAGCCCAAAAUGGCAGUCUCUACCGCAAGAGUCUGUCCCUCGAUCAAUCAAUGCAACACGAGCAACAAAUGAUCUGGAAGCAGGAUGACGAUAGCAUGUCAUCUCUGCAGUCCAUUGAUUCAGAAUUGGGCGGAAUGGUGAGGGAUUCCAGCUUGGACUCUCGCCUUUCAGCCGGAUCCACUCAGAGUGACUUACCCAGAGGACCCAGGAAGAAGAAGCGAGGCAUCAUGGGGAAACUAAGGAGCUUGACCAAGACAAAGAGUGUCGAGAGUGAUGCUUCGCAACAAGGAUCUGAUUCUGAUUUGAGCUUACCUGGUGAUCGGGAUCGCAGCAAGAAGGACCUCAAGGGGCGCCUUUCGGGAAUGUUCAGGAGAUCCCGCGGAAGCAGCUUGGAAAAGUCCCUCGAUGAUCCCAAUCAUCCCGUUGCCGUUACAACAAUUGACCCUCAAACCGAUAAUCCAGAAACUGUUAAAAAGGUGACAGUUAAACCACCAACCCCUCUAACGACACCCAGCUCCCAGAGGAAAAACAAAUGAGCCUUCUGAUAAAUCAAUUUAAUAAAGUUAUAAACGUU